Messenger RNA from Microplitis mediator, 3076 nucleotides. RefSeq names its product probable replication factor C subunit 1. The transcript has 8 exons. Lineage: Eukaryota; Metazoa; Arthropoda; Insecta; Hymenoptera; Braconidae. The record is from RefSeq and is a predicted model, not a curated record. The coding region runs from base 443 to 2755 and encodes 770 amino acids.
ACGGGAGUACUUUUGCUACGGUGCUCUUGUUAACUCUUUAUAUUUAAUUACAAAUAUUAAUCAUCUGUUUUUAAGUGACUCAAUAUUUCAAAUAUCAUUUAAAUUUAAAUUAUUUAUUUAUUCGUUCAUUAAUUCUAAAAAUUAUAGAUUUAAGUAUCUAAUGCUCAGACAUUAAUGCAAUUAAAAAAAAAACUGUAACGAUACUGCUGUGGAAAUUGUGUCAGAUAUAUGUCCAUGUCCUCAACCGGUUUCCGAUUGAUUGCACACGAUACAAGUUAAGAAAGAAAGGCCUUAUUCGGAAGCACAGUCAUAUUUAACCAGACUCAAGUUCGUUGCGUGACUCGGUCCUGUGGGCGAUCUUUUGAGCUUCACUCCACUGAUUACUCAUUUUUAAUUUUUUAUACAGGUAAUUAUUGGCGUGAGUGGACUGAAAUAAUACACAAUGAUGAAGAUGGAAGUAGUAAUGUCACCAGGAAGAUUUAAUGAUGAUGGAGCGCCGUUUAAAAAUGAAGAAAUUAGAGAAUGGUCGAGAGUUGAUCGUCUAACGGGGAUGCUGGAACGCGCGAGAAUCGAAACCGGGAGAUGGAAAACUAAAAAUGACGAUGCUGCUCGUUCUUAUGGAAAAGUUACGGACCAACGCGAACGUAAUUCCGUUGAUGGCAGCGUAACGCAAAAAGCACACAGACAAGUUGAAAUAUUCCAAAGUAAAGAACCAGGUAGAUCUGUACAAGUCGUACGCGCAUCUCAAUGGUCGUCUUCUAAAGUUACCGAUGUUGAAAGUAUUCCUCCAAGCCAUGGAUUAAAUAGAAUAAAUGAUGAAUUAAAAAUAGACAGUUGGAAAUUACCAUCUUUACGUGAUAUCCAUGCGGAACUAGAACGCGAUACUGAAUUACCUUCUAUUAGAAAUACAAUAAAUGAUAGCGUAUUUAAAAAAUGUACAUUAAAUAAAAAAAGUAAUUCAGAUGAUGAUUUAUCGAUACUAAGCACCGGUGAUUCAUCAAAAAACAAAGAAUCUUUUACACGCGAUUGUAAAAAUAGACGAUCGUUACAAAUCUCACCCAGUGUUAUUUCGAUAUCAUCGAGUACCAGUGAGGAAAAAAAUAUUCAAAAUGAAAUUUAUUCCCCGUUGUCAUCAGCGACUAGCGGCAAUACAUCAGUAAUAAUUGGUGACAAAUCUCUUUAUGGUUCACUACGAAAACCUCCGAUUCAAUCAUCACCAUCAUCAUCUUCAUCGCGAGGUAAUCGCCCGGCAGUGACUGUAGUAAAUUUAAUAAACCCAUUGGAGAAAUAUCAAGAUGAUUUGAGAAGUAAAAAAAGUAUCGUGACGCUUCGGUCUUCGCCUAUUGCUGAAGAAGAAGAUAUGAAAUUAUUUAAUAAUAAUAAUAAUAAACAAAUUGGUGCUAAAACAAAUUCAUCUGGUGAUGAAACGUCAUCGGCAAUAAAUUUACCCGGACGAGUUAAAAAAGUUGGAUUUUGUAAGACUGAGAUACAUUUCGCAGCCGAUUCUGGUAAAGUUAAUAUUGUGGAGACUGAUGGUAAACCACCGCCGACGAAUCGGUUUCGUCGACGUAAACGGAAUCAUAAUUACUCAUCUGGGCAUGCUGGUAGUUAUCCAAGACGAAUGAUUAUUAAGGAAAUACCACCUGAUGUUAAACAUAAUAAACUGACAGGUGAUGACGUAGGCGCUUACUCUGUUGUUGAUUUAGAGACCAAAAAAUUCUGGACACCUGAACGUGAUGGUAAAAUUCAUACCACUAUGAUUAAUGUCAGAGACAAUGAAGAGUUAAAGAAAUCAAAAGAAUUGACAUCACCAAAAGUCGUAUCUGAAGUGAUAUCACGUCGAAACAUUGAUCAAGUCGACAAUAAUACCGUAACAAAAGACGCUGAAAACAACCGCGUACUCUCAACAGUCGUUACAACUCACGAAUCAACAAUUGCACGUGUCGAAGACAACGUUCCAAAGAUUAAAAAGCCAACUGAUGAUUUUAAUAGAUUCACUUCCUCAUUGCUACGAAGAAAUAAAAGUAAUGGAUUGAAACGUGCGUCGAGUGUCAAAAGUGACUCGGGCAAAAAUUCACUGACUAAAAAAUCAAGUAAAGACAAAGACAAAGAUAAAGAUAAAGAUAAAGACAAAAAUAAAGAUAAAGAUUUAAAAGAUCCCGUGUACAUUAACGUAUUCCGAAGUAACCGGACGCCCAUAUACGAAAAUUAUCAACCCCCAGAAAAAUCAACAUCUGAACCCACCCACGAGUCCACUCCUGGAACUUCAAAGCCAAUUGAUAAGAAAAAUUCAUUCAAAAUAUCCAAUAAAUUAGGAAAAAGAUCUCCAAUAACUACAACACGUUUCGCAACGUGGAGUGGAUCCAUAGGAAAAUAUCCCCGUGAUUUAACGAAAGCUAAAGUUAUAAAGAAAGUUAAUAGCAGUAGUAAUAAUAACAGUAACAGUAGUAAUAACAGUAGUACAGAGACCGGUAAAUUACAGCGGAAGAGUCCUACGAGUGAAUCAAAGAGAUCAGAUAUCAAAACCGGAUCAAGUAGAUCCAAGAAACCGAUGGAAGUUAUUUAUCGCACGGCUGUUUAUAACAUGAAGAAUGAAAAAUUGUCAAAGCCGACUAAAGGCAGAGACAGUAAAACCCCUCCACGUUACAUCAAUGAUCUCAUCUGCGGUGGCAAAACCAGUCGGCCGAGUAACUCAAAGCAUAAAGGCUCCAUUUCUCAGACUAACAAAGAAAUACAAACGAGCCACUGGAAAUAAAUGCUCAAUGUUAUUAUUAUUUUUUUUAUCCGUAAGAUUCAGUAAUAAAAUUAAUUCGUUAAUAAUUUAUGUUAAAUUUAUACGAAUAAUUUAAAUCUGUUAAUGCUUUUUAUAUAAGAGACUUAUUGAAAUGACAUUAGAAAAAGAUAAAUGAUGAUUUAUUAACAAUUGUAAGACUUUUAAUUUAAUUGUUUUAUAGAAAUAUUUCAUAUAAGUUAUCAAGAAGAUUUACACGCUAUUUUGUUGUUGUUUUUAUAAUUUUUUUUUCUUUUUUUUUUUUUUUUUUUUUUUUUUUUCAAGAAAGCCAAUGAUAUGUAAAAA